Molecule: messenger RNA, 5274 nt
Organism: Pieris brassicae (large cabbage white)
Lineage: Eukaryota; Metazoa; Arthropoda; Insecta; Lepidoptera; Pieridae
Exons: 13
Coding region: 228-5150 (1640 amino acids)
Biological process (GO): proteolysis
Molecular function (GO): protein binding; serine-type endopeptidase activity
Source: RefSeq, a predicted model, not a curated record
UAGUGUAUGCUUGAACUCGGUCGGGUUGUAACGUCUGCGCCGACGCACCCCAUAAGUUCAUUGCAGCUUGGCGGCGCGACUUUUAGAAUCAUCGCUGUGUAACAGACAAUAAUUUGUUUACAUUUGAGACUAGAGUGAAGUGUUUCUUAACUGGAAAAAGAUAAAUAUGUGAAGUGAAGUAUUCGUACAUGUGUUACACAUGAUAAACUAAAAAGUGCAUCAGAAAAAUGCAUACUAUGGACACUUUAGGCUAUGGCCAUAAAAAAUAUCGGCCACCGCUAUCACCGACCAACUUUUAUCAACAUGAUUAUUACUCCAGACACACAACACUACGCCCACAGAGUGAAUAUCGAUUUGCUGGUGGAGGGUAUCCAAGAGUUGGUAGUGGAGGUGGGAGCCGCAGUGGGGGCGGCCUUUGCUCGGCUGCGCUGGUUGGAGGAGCGCUUCUUGCCGCAGUAGCAGUACUGGCAGUGGCAGCACUUGCCUUCUAUAUGGGCGCUUUAAGACCGGAUAAUGGUGAACCAAUAAUAACAUUCGAGGGAACGCUAAGGGUGACACGAGGAGACGUCUAUGGAGGAGCACCGGGAAGUCCAGCCUGGCGAGAAAGAGCUAGACGAUACGGUGUGUCUUUGAGGCAGGUAUAUGCCGCCCCGUCGCCCUUACGACAAGCAUUUACCGGCGCCAUCGUAACUGGUUUUGGAGACCGACGUUUGGAUGUACAUUUCAGACUAUAUCUGGAUAGAAGAAAAAUACCUAGCUCCUUAUCAAACAUAGAAGAAACGUUAAAAAAUAUACUCAUACAAGAUUCACAAUCAAAACAUUCUGCUUUUGGACAAAUAAAAAUAGAUCCUACCAGUAUAGUAAUAAAAAGAGAUUUAGAACAUACAUACCACUCAGAACAAUAUGUUAAAGAAGCAAUGAACGAAAGUAUGCCAACGAGUCAUCCAAAACUUUCUACGCCCCAGAAUGAUAAAGACAAAACCUUACAGAGUAGAAUAGGCGUGGUGCGAAAAACAACUAUAAAGCCAAAUGUGCAAGGGAAUAAGAAUGAUCCCGAUGAACCUGAUAUUGACACUGAAAAUAUUCCAGUGGUUCAAGGUUCAUUUGGUUCCUUUCAAAUAACUAAAACAGAAGCUGAUAUUACUGAAAAUAAACAAGCUAAGCACGAAGACAAGUUUAAUCACAAACAUAGCUUAGUUUCUAAAACUCCUAAAGCAACAACGACAUCUAUAACUUCGAAGCCUUCUACAACAAUUACUACCACUAAGGCGACGACUCGGAAAUUUCUAUCUUCGACAUCAAAGAAUAGGCCAUUUACAAUAAAAUCUGCCAUAAAUAUUAAACAAAAAUUGGAAACGGAAUCAAAGAAGACGGAUGAAGUUGUGCGAACUACGCGAAAACCACAACAGGUAACAACCGUAAAACUGACAACAACGACACCUACAAUACCAACAACUAGUAUCAUCACUACAACCACAAGCAAUGUGUCACAAAUUUUAUUCGAUCUGCUUACAAAUGACAACCAUGACAAGGAUCUACCGAAAAUCGAUACUUUAUUUACCGUUCCACAUGUUGCUAUUGAUAAUGAACCAUGGCGUCCAAUCACUAAACCCUACUAUGACACUACUAGUAAAGAUCCAAUAUUAGUUGAUAAACCAAGUGAGUCAAGUGUCAAUGAUAGAAUUGGAGUUGUAGAAGUAGUGGAUGAUAUUUCAAUUCUAGAGAGUAUGUUAACACCAAUAGCUCCGGGUAAACAUAAAAAGAAUCCUGUACAUAUUCCAAGUGGACUUUACAACGUAGAUCCGAAACUAACGGCAGAUAUUUAUGUUCCAAGUCCUGUAUAUACUAGUUUCACAUUACCAACUUUUGCACCACCACUAAAAGAUAUGGAAACAUUAGGGUCUAGUUACCCAAAGCCUUACCCUUUACCAGUAGACAAAAUUAGUGGGGUUGUAGACUAUAUAUCGGAAUCAAAAGAAAAUAUUGAUGACAAUGAUGGGAAACCGAUGGAAAGACCACCGAAAGAUAAAACAACGCUAGCGUCUAUUAAUGUUUUGCCAUAUCAACAAGAUAAUAAUACGGAACAAAUUUCUGUGGAAGGAGUAACUAUUGUCAAAAUAAAUAACACUUCAACCUUAUCUAAUACUGUGGCUACAAUUCCUGUAGAGACAACAAGUAGUCAAUAUAAUGUAAGCGAGUCGAAUGAAACUCCAUUAAAUAUGACAUCUGUAAAUAUCAUUGAAAACAAAAUGAAAGAGAAUACUACAAAGAGGCCAAACAAUAAAGUAUCGUUAAUCCCUACAACAAGUUCUCCGAUUCAUACUUGGGAACUAGUAAAUACAUCAACAAAUAAUAAUGAAUCAAGAAUUAAAGCAUCACCUGACAAAUAUUACAACGAUACUUUACAAGCUAUAAUUACAAAAAAUGACGCAUUUUUUCCAAACACCACACCAAAAUUUCAAAGUAAGAUCUCAAUUCUUCGGAAUUUAACCGAUAUAAUUAAGAAAUAUUCACAAAAUACUUCCCAAAAACCACCAGAACCCUUACCUGAAACCGACAAACCAGAAGUUAUGGCAAAGUCUGAUGAUUUUAGUAUUGAAGACGAUGUUGCCAUGCCAGGUUCUGUUGAGGUGGUUUCAGAUGAUGAAGUAGAAGUAACCACGGCCGCCGUUAUCACGUUGUUACCGGCAAAAUCCAAUCUUGGUGUUAAUAGACCUCUACGCCCACGUCCGAAAAUAGAAACUCAAACCUCAAAAAACUCAGUACGUGGGGUUUUUCGCGACACUACCCAUAGUGAAGAAGAUAUUCUGUCAAACGAUAAUACGGCUGAAGCUUCUGAAAUCGUGACAAUGUCCACAAGUAUGAAAGGACCUCAAGGCUUAGAUGGAAAAGACACAAACCUAGGACCUCAUCACCAUCGAACUAGAUUUCCUAAGUCUAAUGACAACUUAAACACAUAUUCAUCUUUUGAGGAUAAAACUAUUGGCGAUAAAAUAAAUAUUACAAAUAUACCACAAGGAACCUACAGAGUGUCUUACCAUGUCACUGGGAGCGUAAGCAGUAAACAAGCAAACAAAACCCAAGUUUUACCUGCGUAUGAGUUAGCUCUAGAACCAGAUGUAGUACUAGAGAUUCCUGUUAACCAGACGAGUACUCUCUCGGUCGAUAAGUUAAAACAACUCGCUAGUUUGGCCACUAUAUCGAAUUAUAAAAACAAUAGUUUGUUUCGUUCCGGCGGUAUAAUUUCAACAAAAGCUAUUCCUUCUAGUUAUACUUUAAAUCAGGCAGGGUUUAAAAUUUUAACAAAAACAUUUAAUAAAAUACAAUCUACCAAACAGGAUGAAAAUAGUUUUGAUAACUCGGAGAAAACUUAUAGCAAGCCAUACUUAGAAAAGGCGCACAAGGAAAAAGAGACGGUGGUAGAAAAAGCUGUAGAAGAAAUAUGUGAUAAUUCAACAUCAUUCCGGUGUACAUCAGGAACUUGCAUAUCUAUAACGUCAAGGUGUAAUCGUUUAAUAGACUGCCCAGAUGGAGAAGACGAAAGGGCUUGCUCGUGCGCCGAUUAUUUAAGAGCGGAAUUCUCCCAAUCGAAAAUAUGCGAUGGCAUGGUGGAUUGCUGGGACUAUUCUGAUGAGAAAAAAUGUGAAUGGUGUGAAGAGGGCCAGUAUGUUUGUGCGAAUGCCCGCCAAUGUGUGGAGAUGAACAAAGUGUGCGACGGAAAUCCCGACUGUCCAUUGGGCGAUGAUGAAAAGAGCUGCGUCGCGUUGGGUGAAGAAAUGGGAGAUAACGACGUCAUACCUUAUAAUGAAGAAGGUUUCGUAAUGGUUCGAAAGCGCGGUGUUUGGGGUAGACUAUGCGUGGAAAGCUUCGAUGCGGUGGUUGCUCAAGCACACAGUUCCCUAAAGCUUCCGGACUUGGGAAGAGCCGUUUGUCGAGCAAUGACAUUCCAAGACGCCCCAAUCGUAAGAGAAGCGAGGGAAGGCAGAAAAAUCAGUUCGGUAGGGUACUGGGAGGUUUGGCAUAACGCGAACGCACGCGCCGCCGAUACGCGAUUAACUUUCAAGCGAUCGACGUGCACGCGCCAUCGUGCUUUGAGAGUGCGUUGUAAGGAUCUCGAUUGUGGCAUUCGACCACAUGCGGAUGCUCAGCAACCGAGGGGAGCUAAUCGAGUGCGGUGGGGCAGGGUGGUGGGCGGCGGCGGCGCAGCGGCGGGGGCUUGGCCCUGGCAGGCAGCUCUCUACCGGGACGGGGACUUCCAGUGCGGCGCAACCCUGAUUUCUUCUCAGUGGCUGCUCUCCGCCAGCCAUUGUUUCUACCAGGCAACAGAAGCACAUUGGGUCGCUCGUUUAGGUGCUCUCCGCCGGGGAGCGUGGCCUCGAGGUCCUUGGGAACGAAUCGCUCGGGUGCGUCAAGUAGUGUUACACCCGCGUUAUGCGCCGCGCGGCUUCCGCAACGACAUCGCGCUGUUACGGAUCGAUCCUCAAGCGUUACACGCGCGACUUCGACCGGCUUGUCUGCCCCCAGCCCGCGCUCAACCACCCGCGGGACAAUAUUGCACUGUCGUUGGAUGGGGACAGUUGUAUGAACACGAGCGAGUGUUUCCUGAUACCUUACAAGAGGUGGAAUUGCCGGUGAUAUCGACGGCGGAAUGCCGUCGACGAACGCGUCUUUUGCCUCUCUACCGUGUCACUGAAGACAUGUUCUGCGCUGGUUAUGAACGAGGCGGAAGAGACGCAUGCCUUGGCGAUUCGGGAGGACCGCUCAUGUGCCAGGAAUCGGACAGAUGGUACAUCUACGGUGUCACAAGUAAUGGUUACGGGUGUGCACGAGCCAAUCGCCCCGGAGUUUACACUAAAGUGUCGAACUACAUAGAAUGGAUCGACAGCGUCAUAGAAACAUACACGCCACAUAAUGAGACGGAAUUCCCGAUCAACGAAACAGACUCCAGCGAAGAGUUCUACGCUGACCUCGAGACGGCGGAGAACAAGCGGGCUGUUGUCAAACCAUUUGAUACAUGUAGGGGCUUCCGGUGUCCUUUAGGCGAAUGCUUGCCGGCGUCGAGCGAGUGCAAUGGCUUUUUAGAAUGUUCUGACGGAAGUGACGAAUCUCAGUGCAGACAAGAAUCGAACUCUAAAUCCAGAUUGAGCUAGUAAUUAUAAUUACUUUCGACUGAUAUUUUAUAGGUAGAAUAAGAUGUUUCAUUUAGGGCUCUGUACAUAUAGAUGCGCCCGAUAACUAUCGCUUUAUGUAACUAUUUAUUGAGCAUGGAUAACC